UCUUCCCCCAUCACUCUGACGGAAAACAUCAACGUAGUCUGUCCACCGUCUGAUGUGUACAAUGUAUUCCGUGAACCGAGGACAUGCAAAGUAGGAGGGUUUGGAAGAAAGGAUCCCACUUAUGUCAUUGGCUCAUUUGAUACUGGCGUUCGUCAAGUUAUGGAUACCAUCUUGAUUGAUGACAGCUUGUGCACAUUUCUGAGAGGAUCUCCCCUACCGGCUGGAAACCACUGCGGCUUUUUGCCAACACCUAAUGCUGCAGCUUGCAUCGGUGACAACGGUGGCGCCUUGGUCUGCCAGAAUGACACGACAGGUGCCUGGUCAUUUGAAGGAAUUAUAUCCUACGAUGAGGUUGUAGGCUCGUGCGGUAACCAGGUAUACAGAGUCACCGACAUGAAUGCUGUUUGGAGCUGGGUGCAAGGCGUCAUCACGGCACCGUCGGGCUGAAGGUCAUGGCCACAGUUGCAUCAACAGUAACAAACAGGGAUAUAGGUGUUGAUGUCAGCAUCUGUAACUGUUACAUGACAUAAACAAAAUUGCCUGUA
This is a messenger RNA of Haliotis rubra (blacklip abalone), 545 nucleotides long. Its product is annotated as chymotrypsinogen B-like. The transcript is spliced from 3 exons. Lineage: Eukaryota; Metazoa; Mollusca; Gastropoda; Lepetellida; Haliotidae. The record is from RefSeq and is a predicted model, not a curated record. Bases 160 to 447 code for a protein of 95 amino acids.